CGCGGAACGGGCUUUGAGGACCUGCAGGGGAGAUGGCCCUCCCCGGGGGGGGCGGGGCCAGUUGCGGGCGUCACGGGGCAGCUCCGCCCCUCCCGCCGAGACGCGGGCGCUGGUGGCGCCAUCUUUCCCGGCUACGGGAGGGGUCACAGGUCAGUGCCGAUCUUCGCUGCGAGUGAGGAGGGCGAGGUGCCUUUUCCUCGGGGCAGCCCAGGAUUCUCCAAGAGGACAAUGGAUUCUGGAACUCGCCCAGUUGGUAGCUGUAGCAGCCCUGCAGGGCUGUCACGGGAAUACAAACUAGUGAUGCUGGGUGCUGGCGGUGUAGGGAAAAGCGCCAUGACCAUGCAGUUCAUCAGCCACCGGUUUCCAGAAGAUCAUGAUCCCACCAUUGAAGAUGCUUAUAAAAUCCGGAUCCGUAUUGAUGAUGAGCCUGCCAAUCUGGACAUUUUGGAUACGGCUGGACAGGCAGAGUUUACAGCCAUGCGGGAUCAGUAUAUGAGGGCAGGAGAAGGGUUUAUCAUCUGUUAUUCUAUCACCGAUCGUCGAAGUUUUCAUGAAGUUCGGGAGUUUAAACAGCUUAUUUAUCGAGUUCGACGUACUGAUGAUACCCCUGUGGUUCUUGUGGGAAAUAAGUCUGACCUAAAGCAGCUAAGACAGGUCACCAAGGAAGAAGGAUUGGCUUUGGCCCGAGAAUUCAGCUGCCCCUUUUUUGAGACAUCUGCUGCAUACCGCUACUACAUUGACGAUGUAUUCCAUGCCCUUGUACGGGAGAUACGUAGGAAAGAAAAGGAGGCAGUACUGGCCAUGGAGAAAAAAUCUAAACCCAAAAACAGUGUAUGGAAGAGGCUAAAAUCACCGUUCCGGAAGAAGAAAGAUUCAGUAACUUGAAGGGAAGAUGUGAAAUGUUUAUCUGUGAACUGCAGUGCUUAAUCAGAGCAGUCCAGUAACCUGCAUUAGUGAGCAUGGUGCUUGUAAUUUCUCCUGUUAUGACCGUUAUUUUAAAAAUAACUGAUGAAGGGGACAUGCCCACUAGGAGUUUUCAAUGACGUGGUAUUUAAAAUAUUGUUUGUUAGCUAAUUCUGGUUUUAUUAACCCAGUGGAGCACUGUCUACUUUUAAAUUGUCACAUUAGAAUUUGAUUUACCAAUGUUUUGGGUUCUGUUGCUGAUAUUAAUUGAUGUAAAUUUUUUAUACCCGGGGGAAUACGCAUACCAUACGUGUUUGACUAAGCUCACAAAAGGAAUUUUUUGCCAUGCACUAUUCUGCAUUCUCUUUCAACUGCAAUUUCCUGGGACUGUCCCAGGGAAGGACUUCAGUCUUUUCUGUUCAUGCUGUGCUUCCUGGAGACAGAACAAAAAUCAUCGGGAAAUCAGUUCUAAAGAGAUUGGUGCUAAAGUUCAGCAAAUAGCUGUGGAACUGACUCCUGUUGCAGAUUAUGGAGUGAUGAGAUUGGGGAAAUCAGGCUGUAUGUUUUUGCAGGAGCUUGGCUAGAAAAAGUUAGGAUCAGAACAGUGCUCCUCAGAGGAGCCUGUCUUUCCUAAGAAGUACACAUUUGACCUAAAUGCACUGGGAUGGAUGAGAGCAAACAGAAACAUAUAAAAUGUAAUGAAGCUUUCUCCUACAGGGUUAUUUUACUCUUCCUUUCAGGGUUUUGCCCUUUACCGUCAAAGGUAAACAUUUUGGGAACCAUUACUGGGUUACUAAACUGUUGUUUAAUCUAAAUCCUUGGUUGGGACAGCCAUUGCCUUGUACAGGUUUAUUUUUUCCCCAGAGAUGCACACACCAAUACAUUUACAUUAAUUGCUUCCUAGUGCUUUCCCUUAGCUUCCCUGUGCUCUCUAGAAGAGCUAGGCCUGGCAGAAUGUUUUUUAGGCCCUUCGUCAGACUGACUGCAUUUUCCAUACAGAAGAGACAUCAGGAGUUAGUAAAAUUGUAUUUGUGCCUCCUUGACAUAGACAAUCACUAGACCCAGUGUUCUAAGAAAGCCUGUGGCAUUUCUGUGUAAUGAGCCAGUCUUGAAGCUUUAAAAUUCCCAUAUGUUGAGUUUCUCAUUGAAGAUUUCUUUACAAGGACCUUGCUAAGUUCACCUCAGGGUUUUGCCUGAGCCUUGACAAAGCUUAGCCUAAGACAGUACCACUUUGAUAACUGCGUAGUUGAGAAACUAUCCUAUCUUCUUGGGAAGAAUCAGCUUUAAAUAUUGGUGGUGAGUUCUUUCUUUUAGAAUCAGGAUUAUUUUGAUACCUGAACUUGUUAUGUGUGGAGAUUAAGCACAAAAGUGCUAAGAGUAAUGUAGCAUAUGUUGAACAGUAAAUGUCACUGAAGCAGUGUUUGUGACCACUUUAAACUCUAAGAUCAUGACUUUGUGUAGCACCUCUUAAAAAGUGCACAGCUCAAUUCACUGUUUUCCGUUUUUAUUACAGUCAGGACAGGGUUGUUGUAUUUUUCCUUCCAAUCAAUGGUAUGUGUUCUAGGUUUAAAGGAAAGUGAUGGUUGUAACUUUUUUAGCUGAGUAGUGAUCCCUUUUGAAACUCCUGAAAUGUUUUUGCUACCAAAUAAAUCAUGGUUUAUGGUACUCAAGCCAUCCAAAACUGAAAGAUGCAGAAUUUGAAUCUAUGCAGGACAAAGGUCUUACAGGAACCAUAGCACUUUGGAGAAGUGUGAAGUUAGAAAAGAAGUACAGUGCAAUUCUAUUUUAACAGUAUUUCACCACAUUUAAACUAGCUUAGAGCCUGUUAGGUUUAAUGCCUUAGCUUCUCAUUACUAAUAACCUAGGGAAUUGUUAUUAGCAUCAAGCAAGAAGUUGACAGUUAUGUAAUUAUAUCUAUAAGACAGGAGGGAGUUUGUACUGUAUAUAAGAAAAAUAACAAGUGGGUGUUUUUAAGACUAUCACUGUCAUAUAUUUGAUCAUUGGAUUACUUAGCCCAUCAGUUAGUAUUGAGAAUUCUAUUCAUGGUGCUAAAUAGUUUGAGGGGUAUAAUAUGUGUAAGUCAUAGCUCUAUUCUUAGUGAUUGUAUAGUGUAAAUAAUUUAUAAGCUCUAAAUAGUCAGCUUUAUCUAAUUUGAGGGCAUUAAAAUCAAUUACUGCCUGGAACUUUGAGGAGAGAAAAAUUCAGGGACAAGUUGAAAAGCACUGGAACUGUUCAUGUCCAUACCAGAUUGGUAAGUUACAAAAUUUGGAAGCUGGUGUCUAGAAUUAACUGUUUAGAAUUCCAAAAGAGAUACAUGUUUUAACUUUGUGAUAUAUUAGCAAGAAUUGGUCUACUGUAAUGUUUGGGGAGGAGAGGGGAGAGAAAAGUUUUUCACUUAUGCACUUGUAUAUGAUGACAGUUUGUAUGACACAAUACAAAACUUUUAAACAA
Messenger RNA from Balaenoptera acutorostrata (minke whale), 3354 nucleotides. RefSeq names its product Ras like without CAAX 1 (gene RIT1). Lineage: Eukaryota; Metazoa; Chordata; Mammalia; Artiodactyla; Balaenopteridae. Gene Ontology annotation, biological process: Ras protein signal transduction. Gene Ontology annotation, molecular function: GTPase activity; calmodulin binding; GDP binding. Bases 229 to 885 code for a protein of 218 amino acids. The transcript has 6 exons. The record is from RefSeq and is a predicted model, not a curated record. Gene Ontology annotation, cellular component: plasma membrane.